This is a messenger RNA of Girardinichthys multiradiatus, 2632 nucleotides long. RefSeq lists its product as uncharacterized. The record is from RefSeq and is a predicted model, not a curated record. The transcript has 2 exons. The coding region runs from base 124 to 1656 and encodes 510 amino acids. Lineage: Eukaryota; Metazoa; Chordata; Actinopteri; Cyprinodontiformes; Goodeidae.
ACUGUUGAUAACGGAACUCCAGUUUUUUUUUCUACUACGCAUCCUCCGGUCGGUCACCAUUUUAGGAGUCAAAACAACCAACAGGCAGCGGCGGCCACCUCCACGCUUCCCCGUGGCCUUACUAUGGUCCACACAUGUGUGGUGGCAGGCUGUAAGAACCGACGGACAUCAGGAACCACACUGUCUUUCUACCGUUUCCCGCGGGACCCAGAGAGGAAGCAGCGCUGGAUAGCAGCGGUGAACCGAGCGGGCUGGGCACCCAACGACGGCAGCCGGUUGUGUAGUACUCACUUCAUCUCAGGUAAACAAGUGAAGAAUCCACGUUUGCCCGAUUAUGUUCCUUCUGUGUUCACACCAGUUCCCUUCUUCCCAGACAUGAAGGAGCCAGGUGCCUUGGAGGUCCCAGACAAGCAGGAGGCACGCGUGGAAGCUGCCAAUGCCCUGUUGUUCCUGCAGGGCCAGGGCAGUUCUGCUGUGGAUGGGCCGAGUCAAGAGGAGCAUCCCGAGGAAGGGGAGCCAGAGGCCGUUGCAGAAAAAAGUGGAUCUUCUUCCUUCAGCACUGAUGAAGAUGAUGAGCAUGAUGAAGCCUCUGAGAGAGACAGAAAGAAGGGAAAGUUUGCCCAGAUGUCAGAAAUAUCUGUCAACUUCGACGACAUCCUGAAAGCAUUAAAGAAGGAGAACCGGGCUCUCAGGGAGUCUGUGGAAAAAAUGUCUCUCUCUGAGAACGCUUUCAGGAACGAUGCAGAAAAAGUAAAGUUCUAUACCGGUUUACCCAACUACUUUGUCUUGGAGACGGUCAUGUGGCUGCUGGCGCCGCACAUGGACGGCAUGAAAAACAUAAAGCUCUCAAAGUUCCAGCAGCUUCUUCUCACGCUGAUGCGCCUCCGCCUGGACCUCCGCAACCAAGACUUGGCCUACCGCUUCGGGGUGAAAGUCGGCACGGUGGCCAGAACGGUACACCGUAUGGUCAACAUCAUGUCCUCCACCCUGGUUCCCACUGCGGUCUUCUGGCCCUCUAGAGCGGAGCUCCGGAAAAACCUGCCUGCAGCUUUGCAAACGUCCCACCCAGACUGCGCCGUCAUUGUAGAGUGCUUCACUGUACCUCUCGAGGAGCCGCUCUCCAUGGGAGCAGAGCAUCAACAACAACAGACUAUGUGUCCAUGUUCUGGGGAGAUGGGGCCGGGUUACAGCUCAUUAAAGUAUCUGAUUGGAGUAGCUCCACAAGGUGUCGUCACUUUUGUCUCGCGGGGCGUGCCGGGAAGCGUCAGUGACAAGGGCCUGGCCGAGGGUUGUGGAUUUCUGUGCAAGCUUCUUCCAGGUGACGUCGUACUGUCCUGUCGUGACCUGGACAUCGAAGACUCUGUGGCGGCCCGCGGAGCUUCGUUUAAAAUUGCGGGCGCCUGCAGGGGUGAAGCUCGCGCGAGAUCAGAGGGUCUGCCAGGGCCUGACACUGCAUCUGAGACCGUGAUUGUGCAGAGGCAUGUGGAAAGGGUGCUCUCCAUGGUGAAGCAGAGGUUCACUAUGCUCACAGGCCCUGUCGAGAGCCCCUUCAGCACCGCCUGCGAGCGCACGUCCAACCUCUCAACCUUUGAUAAGAUUGUGCAAGUCGCUUGUGCCUUAAACAACCUGUGUAUCUCUGCUGCUCCACUUGAGUGAUUUGUACGAGAAAACAACGCACUACUUAAUGCUGCUGUCCUUUCUAUUGCUCUUUUGGACUUCCUGUCAUGUGUUUAUCCAAGUGUCUCUAUUAGGACAAUUACAUUUAUUCUCACUAAAUCCCAUUUCAGUCACUCUCGAUAAUAAAGAUCAUUCUUUUCUUGGCAAAAACAUUUGCUGACAUGUAAAGUCCUUCAUAUGUGAUAAAACUAUGAAUAUUGAGGAGUGCAGACCUUAGUUUGAAUGUUACAAGUGGUCCUCAUGAGUAUUUUCUAUUCAGCUCAUAUGGCUGGCGGCUUACUUCACUAUAGUUAAAGCAUGGACCGAUUACUGGUCUCAAGGAAUACUACAGUUUUAACCACGACACUUUCAAAAUCAGUCAAUCAUACCAUUCCUACGGUUUAAAGUCCCUUUAAUAAAAGUUCAGAGUGGGUGGGUCCUGGAGCAGAGUGGCUCCUCCCUCAUUUGUUUACAAGACAGACAGCCGACUCUGUGGAAACGUUAUGGACUGGAAACUAAAAACCGUUAAUAAAGUGAUGCUCUGUUGAAGGUUGUCAUGCUACAGGUCUAGAGCAGCGUGUGUUGAGCAGAGGUCAGGCUGUAGUUUACCAAGCCCGGCUGAUUAGCCAGGUAAUGUUAGCCUUUGCUGUAACUCCAUGAUGAGCAGAACCGCAAUAAAAGAGAAUGUUUUGCACAAUAAGCACAUAAAAUGCUUCUACUAAAUAAAAGCACCUCUUUACAACAUAUUUUGCUUUAGUCUUCCACCACCAGGUUCAUCUCUCAAGAUAAAUCUUUUAAAAUGACCAACUGCUUUUAGCUGACAAUGAUGUACAUUUUAUGACUGUUUGUGACAGAAGUAGCUUUAAUGCUAGAUUUUCCUCAGUAGCUCUGAUUGAAAGUUUAUUUUGAAUUGAUUGUCAUGAGUAUAUGACACCCUCAGCUGUGUAAUAACAAUAAAUAAACGUCUUAGACAUCA